CACGCGACAGAGCAUCAGCUCACCUGAAAUCUUUCAGCGACUCUUAUUGAUUGUGCAGUUUAAUUUAGAUGUAUGUUUAAACAUCUCACUGAAUCUUCUCGUUGUGUUAGUGUGAGAGAGAUCAAUGAAACGAAUAUUGGUCCUGAUGCUGCUCGCGCUCGGGCUCUCCUGCGCGCACAGAGUGAAUAAGCACAAGCCGUGGAUCGAGAGCUCAUACCACGGCGUCAUCACAGAAAACACAGAUGUGGUUCUGUUGGAUCCUCCUUUAGUGGCUCUGGAUAAAGACGCACCAGUUCCAUAUGCAGGUGAAAUCUGUGGCUUUCACGUGCAGGGUCUCAGCGCUCCGUUUGAAGGUGUGGUUCUGAACCGCACGUCAGGAGAGGGCCGUCUGCGGGCGCGUGGACCGAUCGACUGCGAGCGUCAGAGAGAAUUCACCUUCAUCAUUCAAGCACGUGACUGUGGCACAGGACCGGAGGGACACGGAGAGAAGAGAUCACACAAGGCUGUGGUGCAUGUGCAGGUGGGAGAUGUGAACGAGUUUUCUCCUGUGUUCGGUCAGUUGGAGUAUCACGGCUCGGUGACGGAGGGCAAAGUGUAUGACAGUAUUCUGCAGGUGCAGGCGUCAGACCAGGACUGCUCUCCACAAUACAGCCAGAUCUGCAACUACCAGAUCAGCUCUCAGGACACAGCCUUCGCUAUAGACCGCAAUGGUAACAUCAGGAACACAGAGAGCCUGAGCUUUGAUAAGGAAUCACAUUAUAAAAUCCAUGUGACAGCAUUCGACUGUGGUCAGAAGAGAGCGGCGCAGGACGCUGUCGUACACAUCCAUGUCAAACCCAUCUGCAAGCCUGGAUGGCAAGGCUGGAGCCAGCUCAUUGACUAUGAACCAGGAACGGGUAGUAAGCCAUUAUUUCCCAAGAUGCACCUGGAGACGUGUGUGGGAUUGGUGUCGUGGAUCAGGACCACAGUGGAGCUGGAGACGAGCAGUGCUGGAAGAGGCUGUGACAGACAGUCUUACUCUGAACGAUCCUUUCAGAAGCUCUGCGGAGCUUCAUCAGGCAGCACAGAUCUUCUGCCGGCCCCCAGCGGUGUUUUUAAUUGGACGGCGACUCUUGUGGUGGAUGGCGGCCGGGACAGUGACCUCACAUACCGCUUUGAUGGCCGUCAAGCUGCCAAGAUCCCAGACUGGGUCGUCCCGCAGAAUCUAACCCAUCAGUUCACCAUAACCACAUGGAUGAAGCACGGACCGAGUCCAGGACAGAGAGCCGAGAAAGAAACGCUGCUCUGCAACUCUGACAAAACAGAGAUGAACCGACACCAUUACUCUCUGUAUGUGCAUAACUGCAGGCUGGUUUUCCUGCUGAGGACAGACUACACUCAGACAGACUCCUUCAGACCGGCUGAAUUCCACUGGAAAUUAGAGCAGGAAAAAUAUAUCACGUGUUUGUGUGCAGGUGGUGAGGUCUCUAAAGCAAAGUUUACGCAGUAUUUCCGAGGCAGUUUGUCUGGACUGACGAUACGAUCUGGGAAGAUUGCAAGCCAGAAGACAAUCUCCUGCCUACAGGCCUGCAAAGAAGGACUGGACAUCACCUCUCUGGAGAGCCUCGGACAGAGGAUAAAGUUUCAUCUGAAUCCCGCUCAGUCUCUGGUGGUGAUGGAGGGAGAGGAUCUGGAGCAGAUGAAGGCCGCACUGAGGAAAGUUUCUUACAUCAACUCUCGGCAGUUUCCCACCAAGGGAGCGCGUCACCUCCGGAUCUCAACGGCAGUGCAGUGUUUCGGGGAGGAUGUGUGUAUUACUGUCCCUGAUAUUGAGGCAGUUGUCAUGGUAAUGCAGCCUAGUGAACCACGCAUCAUAAUCACUGGGGCGGAGCACCUGACAGUCCCCGCCUCUGGCCUUGCCCUCGGCCUAUCCCUGUUCAGAGAUUUGCAUAUCAUCAGCACAGUUACAAAAAGCGCCGAACAAACAAACACAGAUCACAGGUCAGGUGCAUUGAAGGAAAUCGCACAUAAUCUGGACUACUGUGACAUUAUGGUGUUGGGGGAGGGGUUAAGGGCGGGGCUAGAGAGUCUGGAACUGCACCACAGCGCUUUAUUGGGCAAACACCUGCAAUACGUCAACUCUAGCACCGGCAUGUCCAUAUACGGUGUGGACUCUGUUUGUCACUACACAGAGGUGAUCAGACAGGUGCGUUAUCAGAGCCGUCAGGCUGUCGACUCCAUCCGCACCUUCAGACUCACCUGCUCUGAGCUCAACGGACGUUACACCAGCGAUCAGUAUUUGUUACAGGUCAACAUCCUUCACAGUGAGGAAGAUAUUGAACAUGUCAAUCAUGCGAUGGCUCCGCCCAAAUACAUGCAAAUUAUUCAUCCUACAGUCACAGAAUCUAACAGCUACAGCUUAGUUGUCCUUGCCGUUGCUACUGCAGUCAUUGUGCUGUGUAUCGCCGCCCUGCUGGUGGUGCUGCUGAGUGUUUACCGCCUCAACCAACCACAAAACCAAGAGCACAUUCACACGCUGCCAGAGAAACAAGCGGACUGUGACGGAUCCUCUCUCUCCAUCACCGUCAACCCUCUGGAGGUACGACAAACCGUCUACAUGCUCAAGCAACACAAGACACCAUAAUGUAAAGAAGCUGCCAAAAGGAUGACGCCUGUCAAACUGCCACA
Sinocyclocheilus grahami is the source of this 2667-nucleotide messenger RNA. RefSeq names its product calsyntenin-2-like. The transcript has 15 exons. Gene Ontology annotation, biological process: positive regulation of synaptic transmission; homophilic cell-cell adhesion; positive regulation of synapse assembly. Gene Ontology annotation, cellular component: cell surface; postsynaptic membrane. NCBI's taxonomy places the organism in Eukaryota, Metazoa, Chordata, Actinopteri, Cypriniformes, Cyprinidae. The record is from RefSeq and is a predicted model, not a curated record. The coding region runs from base 125 to 2623 and encodes 832 amino acids. Gene Ontology annotation, molecular function: calcium ion binding.